This is a messenger RNA of Phyllotreta striolata, 1170 nucleotides long. Lineage: Eukaryota; Metazoa; Arthropoda; Insecta; Coleoptera; Chrysomelidae. The record is from the annotation of a GenBank genome assembly.
AUGCCAAGUAUGUUAAUCAAAAUGAAUUCCUUCCUAAGCGUGAUUUUGUCGAUCGGGUGUCUGACAGUUGCUGCUCAAAAUGAAGGUGAUCUUGUAUAUUCAGAGGAAGACUGUAUGACGCCGAAUAUGGAACAAGGAUUGUGCGUAAAAGUGCAAGACUGCGAACCAAUGGUCAAAGUUCUCAGAAGUUUAAAAUAUCCUGUAGCACAAAAUCUUAAGGAUGAAUUGAAUAAGUACGUUUGCAGUUCGAAUCCUGUCAUUCACGUUUGUUGCACCGGCAAUCCCAUAGUAAUCCAAUCCAGGAGUUCUAAUUACGUACAAAAACUGGAACCGCCUGACGUCUCCUUUCACAGGAAUUUGGGAUUGUUGCCAGAGAAUUGUGGGGAACCCAACUUACUCAAUAACAAGAUAUUGGGCGGAAUCGAUACUAAAUUGAAUGAAUUUCCUUGGAUGGUUCUUCUCGGAUAUAGAUCGGUCGAUGGUCCAAAGUAUAGAUGUGAUGGUACCAUAAUUAACGAAAGGUAUAUCUUAACGGCCGCGCAUUGCGUAAAAACUAAUCAGGGUCCCCCUAAUACAGUCAGACUGGGAGAGUACAAUUUGUCGACUCGAAAGGACUGCGCAACGUUGGAAAACGGCACAGUAAAAUGUAGUCUUGGAGUUCAGAAUGUGGCCAUAGAACAGAUAAUUGCACACCCGGAUUUUGAUGAUUAUUCUCUAAUUAAUGACAUUGCUCUAAUUAGAAUGCCGAAGAUGAACAUAAGCAUAGAAAACGUACAACCCAUAUGUUUACCAUUAGGUGAUCUCAGAAACGCGAUGUCCGACAAUUACAUAGCGGUAGGAUGGGGACUUACGAAUAAUGAAACAAGUCCCAAUAUUGUGCAAAAGGUCAGCGUGAGAAUGGUAGACCUAGAAACAUGCAAACGUCACUAUAGUUACCAAGUGAAAAUUACCGAAAAGCAAUUAUGCGCCGGGGGAAAUAAAGAAAAUGUCUGUUCAGGAGAUAGUGGGGGGCCAAUUCAAUAUGAAUCAACAAUCGACGGAACAACAAAGUACAUUCAACAGGGUGUAAUAUCGUUUGGCACAAACCAAUGCGGCUUUGGGAACAAACCUAGUGUUCACAGCAAUGUAGCUUAUUACAUGAAUUGGAUUUUAGAUACGUUGAAACCAUAA